GAGGCCUCUGGAGCCACCGCCGCUGCCAGUCGCCGCCGGCCACCGCCUCCGGGGCGCGUUCUCUCGGGGGUCCCGCCGCCUGGGCGCUCCCUCAGCCGCCGCUGCCGGGGGCGCGGGCUCUGGCGGCCCCGGCGGACGAAGACGCUCCGCGCCCUCCCCGUGCUCCCUGCGGGCCGCCGCCGCCCGGGCCCGGGGGCCGCCGCCUCCCUCAGCUCCCCGGGCCGGCAUGGAGCUCUUCCAAGCCAAGGACCACUACAUCCUGCAGCAGGGCGAACGCGCGCUGUGGUGCAGCCGCCACGAUGGCGGCCUCCAGCUCCGACCCGCUACUGAUCUACUUCUUGCCUGGAAUCCCAUUUGUUUGGGUUUGGUAGAAGGUGUUAUUGGGAAAAUUCAGCUUCACUCAGAUCUCCCAUGGUGGCUCAUUUUAAUUCGGCAGAAAGCACUGGUUGGCAGACUUCCGGGAGACCAUGAAGUCUGUAAAGUUACCAAAAUUGCUGUGCUCUCACUUUCGGAAAUGGAGCCUCAGGAUCUGGAGCUCGAGCUCUGCAAGAAGCAUCAUUUUGGACUUAACAAACCCGAGAAGAUCAUGCCGUCUCCUGAUGACUCAAAGUUUCUUCUGAAGACCUUUACGCAUAUUAAAUCCAAUGUGUCUGCUCCUAAUAAAAAGAAAGUUAAGGAAAGUAAAGAAAAGGAGAAGUUGGAAAGGAGAUUACUCGAGGAGUUGCUGAAGAUGUUCAUGGACUCGGAAUCCUUCUAUUACAGCUUGACCUAUGACUUGACCAAUUCAGUGCAGAGGCAAAGCACUGGGGAGGGGGACCCUCGGCCCCUCUGGCAGAAGGUCGAUGACCGAUUUUUUUGGAAUAAAUAUAUGAUACAAGAUCUUACUGAGAUUGGUACGCCAGAUGUGGACUUCUGGGUCAUCCCCAUUAUCCAAGGUUUUGUGCAGAUCGAAGAACUUGUGGUUAAUUAUAAUGAAUCAUCUGACGAUGAGAAAAGCAGCCCAGAGACCCCACCUCAGGAGUCCACCUGUGUAGAUGACAUUCACCCACGAUUUCUAGUGGCUCUCAUUUCCCGCCGCAGUCGGCACAGAGCAGGAAUGCGCUAUAAACGAAGAGGCGUGGAUAAAAAUGGAAAUGUUGCAAAUUACGUGGAGACUGAACAGCUAAUUCACGUUCAUAAUCACACCUUGUCGUUUGUUCAGACACGAGGCUCCGUGCCCGUCUUUUGGAGCCAGGUUGGGUAUCGAUACAACCCGAGACCUCGGCUGGACAAGAGUGAAAAGGAAACUGUUCCCUAUUUCUGUGCCCACUUCGAAGAACAACUGAAAAUUUACAAAAAACAGGUUAUUAUUAACUUGGUAGACCAGGCGGGAAGGGAGAAGAUUAUUGGGGAUGCUUACCUGAAGCAGGUGCUGCUCUUCAACAACGCACAGCUUACUUACGUGUCUUUUGACUUCCACGAGCACUGCCGAGGAAUGAAGUUCGAGAAUGUGCAAACGCUGACAGAUGCCAUUUAUGACAUUAUUCUUGAUAUGAAGUGGUGUUGGGUGGAUCAAGCUGGCGUAAUAUGCAAACAAGAAGGGAUUUUUCGCGUCAAUUGCAUGGACUGCCUGGACCGCACCAACGUGGUCCAAGCUGCCAUCGCCCGAGUGGUCAUGGAGCAGCAGCUGAAAAAAUUAGGCGUGAUGCCCCCAGAGCAGCCACUACCGGUGAAGUGCAGCCGGAUCUAUCAGAUAAUGUGGGCCAACAACGGCGACUCCAUUAGCAGGCAGUACGCUGGGACCGCUGCGCUGAAGGGUGACUUUACGAGGACUGGAGAAAGGAAGUUAGCAGGAGUUAUGAAAGAUGGUGUUAACUCAGCAAAUAGGUAUUACCUGAAUCGAUUUAAGGAUGCUUAUAGGCAAGCUGUCAUAGACUUGAUGCAAGGCAUUCCAGUGACAGAAGAUCUUUAUUCCAUAUUUAACAAGGAGAAAGAGCAUGAAGCUUUGCAUAAGGAAAAUCAGAGAAGUCACCAGGAACUUAUUAGCCAGCUCUUACAAAGUUACAUGAAGUUACUGCUGCCUGACAAUGAGAAGUUCCACGGGGGCUGGGCCCUCAUUGACUGUGACCCCAGCCUCAUUGACGCCACUCACAGAGAUGUGGACGUGCUGUUGCUGCUGUCUAACUCUGCCUACUACGUCGCCUAUUAUGAUGAUGAAGUUGAUAAAGUAAACCAGUACCAACGACUAAGUCUAGAAGACCUGGAAAAAAUAGAAAUAGGUCCUGAACCCACACUUUUUGGUAAGCCAAAGUUCUCCUGCAUGCGACUGCACUACAGAUGCAAAGAAGCCAGUGGCUAUUUCCAUACUCUGAGAGCUGUAAUGCGCAAUCCAGAAGAGGAUGGGAAAGAUACCCUUCAGUGCAUUGCAGAGAUGCUGCAGAUCACCAAACAAGCCAUGGGAUUAGAUGUACCUAUAAUUGAGAAAAAACUUGAGAGGAAGAGCAGUAAACCUCAUGAAGACAUUAUUGGCAUCAGAUCUCAAAACCAAGGCUCUCUGGCCCAAGGAAAAAAUUUUCUAAUGAGCAAAUUUUCAUCUCUAAAUCAAAAAGUGAAACAGACCAAAUCCAAUGUAAAUAUUGGCAACCUACGAAGGCUAGGAAAUUUUGCAAAACCUGAAAUGAAGGUUAAUUUUCUAAAACCAAAUUUAAAAGUAAAUCUUUGGAAAUCAGAUAGUAGUCUUGAAACCAUGGAAAACACAAGUGUGAUGGAUAGUAAAGUCCAGGCAGAGUCUGAUGGGGAAAUGUCUUCAGAUAACGACUCCUACCACUCUGAUGAAUUCCUUACAAAUUCCAAGUCUGACGAAGACAGACAGCUAGCUAGUUCUCUAGAGAACAUAGGGCCGGUAGACUAUGUUCUUCCCAGUUGUGGCAUUAUUGCUUCAGCACCUCGGUUAGGCAGCCGGUCCCAGUCCAUUAGCAGCACUGACAUUAGCAUUCAUGCUCCUUCAGAGAUUACUGUUGCCGCUCAUGGAAGUGAGCUUGGAAAACGCUGUGAAGCUCCUUUGAAAAAAAGUCCUUCUGCUGAUUAUAUACACACAUUGACUGGCUUUGCCAAGCCUGUGGAUAUUUACUGCCACAGAUUUGUACAAGAUGCGCAAAACAAGAUGACCCAACUAUCAGAAACCAGAUCUGUUUCUCAGCAGGCUAGUGAGGAAGGAAAUCAAACGACCAAUCAAGUUUCUAAUGAAGAAACCCAAUCUGAAUCAACGGAACAGAUACCGUCUCGACCAUCUCAGUUAGAUGUGUCUUUCUCUGCAGCAGGCCCACAGUUUUUGUCUGUUGAACCGGUGCAUUCAGUGGUAUCUCAAAAGAACCCCGGCUCUGGAUCCAGCGUGCUUGAACUUGAGACAGGACUUCACGUAACUCCUUCUCCUUCAGAGAGCAGCGGCAGCAGAGCAGUGUCCCCCUUCGCAAAGAUCCGGAGUUCCAUGGUCCAGGUCGCUAACAUGACCCAAGCCGGGCUAACCCAGGGGAUCAACUUUGCGGUGGCCAGGGUUCAGAAGAGCCCUGCAGAGCCUGAAGUGGUUAAUGAAGUCCAGCAAAAUGAACUUAAAAAUAUGUUUACACAGUGCCAGACACGAAUAAUUCAGAUUUAGUUCACAGUCACAAAGAAUCCUGUGGCUUUUACUUAAUCUGCCCCCUCUAAAAAAAAAGUUUCACAUAUUAGGCUCUUUUAACCUGUACUGACUUGGAAUCUAGGGAUCUUAAAUUGUCAGUUGGGAACGGUUGUCACAACUUUCUAAAUUUGAGAGGACAACAGAAGUACGUCAUCCUACAAUGUGUAGGCCCGAGUAGCUGAUACACUACAGAGCAGUUUGUCUCUUUGAAGGUAAUUCAGGAAUAGAUUACUUUGGGACGUAAUCACCUGGACCUUUUUGGGAGUGGGUGAGUAGGUGGGAUGGGAGGGUUCAGUGUAUGAAGUGGACACAGGAUGGUCAUGGAUGCAUUUAGGGAUUAGCAUUUUUUAUUUUUCUUCAUUUCUGUGUUACCUCUACAAGGUAAUACAUUUAGUUUUUAGUGACUUUAAAAGUGUUGCUAAUAUGGAGAAGCAUUUGGAAAUUUAAAAGUUGGUUUUGUUUUGAUGGCUUAACCAUUCCCUAUGAAGAAUUGAAGGUUAUUGGCAUAGUCAAGAAGUAUCUGCCCAUUUAAUCCUAAUUUUCCCCUUCUAAACAAACUUUAAAUUUUCUGCCACCUUGUACACCCCAAAGUCUAGGAGCAUUAAGACAUGUCAGUCAAAACCCUGAGACAUCAGAUGUGAAUACCAGCACCUAUUAAUUUUGCUGUUUUCAGGUAAGAACGUACACUUACUGGAUAUUAUUAAUUCUUAAAAGUCUUCAAGUUUUAAUUUUCUGUAGGAGUCAUUCCUUAACAUCUUGUAUACACUAUUACAACUAUUGAAACUUAGUCUGAGCACAGUUGUGCUGUAAGUUGGUUUCAUGACUGUAAACCUGACCACAUGGAACAGGGCCUCUUCUGUAAGCCCAUACGUUAGGAAAGUUGCACAGUUUAUUCCAAACAAGUAUUGGUUUGUCUGGUAUCUUUAGAGCCUUACUCUGUUGAAGUGAUUCUCAGCUAAACAUUAUGUCUGUUGUAACUUUGAUAAGUAUUUCCACUUUUGUUAUUUAUUAGCGGUGUCUUUUUGUGUGUGUGUGUGUGAAGUAUCAAAUCUUGUGACUAUUUAAAAAUAAAGUACAGUUGUAAUUUAAAA
Messenger RNA from Phyllostomus hastatus (greater spear-nosed bat), 4746 nucleotides. RefSeq names its product inositol polyphosphate-5-phosphatase F (gene INPP5F). Gene Ontology annotation, molecular function: phosphatidylinositol-4-phosphate phosphatase activity. The record is from RefSeq and is a predicted model, not a curated record. Gene Ontology annotation, cellular component: early endosome; clathrin-coated endocytic vesicle. NCBI's taxonomy places the organism in Eukaryota, Metazoa, Chordata, Mammalia, Chiroptera, Phyllostomidae. The coding region runs from base 227 to 3634 and encodes 1135 amino acids. Gene Ontology annotation, biological process: regulation of endocytic recycling; phosphatidylinositol dephosphorylation. The transcript has 20 exons.